Molecule: messenger RNA, 987 nt
Organism: Aspergillus tubingensis
Lineage: Eukaryota; Fungi; Ascomycota; Eurotiomycetes; Eurotiales; Aspergillaceae
Exons: 1
Coding region: 1-987 (328 amino acids)
Source: RefSeq, a predicted model, not a curated record
AUGUGGGAUUCUCUCUCCAAACCGCCCGAGGGCCUCGUUGGAGGUUACCAGGGUGGUAGCAUGGCCAUCAAGAUUUUGAUGGCAGUCUUCUGUGCAAUUGCUCUGUAUAAUGCUGUCGAACUCGUUAUUCUCAUCUUCCUCACCUUCACUCGCUACAGCGGUCUCUAUUUCUGGGCCAUGUUGCUCUCCGCCGUGCUUGGCGUCAUCCCCCAAGCAAUCGGCUUUCUGCUGGAGUUCUUCGCCAUCGGGCCUCUCUGGUUUGCAGUCACCUUCUCUACAUUAGGUUUUUAUUUUAUGGUCCCAGGCCAAUCCAUUGUACUCUACUCUCGACUCCAUUUGGUCGUACAGAGCCAAACGCUGCUGCGGCGGGUGCUGUACCUUAUCAUCUUCGAUACGAUCGUCCUAUUGAUUCCUACGACUGUGCUCACCUAUUGUACGAUUUAUGUCGGCACCACGCCCGUUAUUCGAGGUUUCAAUGUGAUGGAGCGCUUGCAGCUUGCUUGGUUUUGUGCACAGGAGAUUCUCAUCUCAAUCAUCUACAUCGCCGAGACUCUGAAGCUGCUACGUUUGCGGCCCGAAAAGGACGCUGAACGGCAUAAGACCAUGUAUGAGCUGAUAGCCAUCAACCUGGUGAUCAUUCUCUUGGAUGUCGCGCUCCUGGUUCUAGAGUAUGUAGGACUAUACACACUCCAGACCACCUUGAAGGCUGCAGUCUACAGUGUGAAACUGAAGCUGGAAUUUGGCGUCCUGAGGAAACUGGUUUCGCUGGUCAAUACCCGCCCGGCGGAGUCGAGCUCCUCGGAUCAGGAGACCUACCCAACAUUUGUUGAUCCCAACCAGAUCACGGGAGAUGUGACACGUGCUGCCCCCGCCUACAGUCGACGGCAGUCGCAGUAUCCGUGGACAGCCAUCUCCAUGGACAGUCUUGCCCUAUCCGAUCGCCGAAGUCAGCAUGUCACCUCGUCGGAAAUAGAGCGACCUUCCUGA